Molecule: messenger RNA, 1351 nt
Organism: Trifolium pratense (red clover)
Lineage: Eukaryota; Viridiplantae; Streptophyta; Magnoliopsida; Fabales; Fabaceae
Product: agamous-like MADS-box protein MADS9
Exons: 7
Coding region: 210-839 (209 amino acids)
Biological process (GO): positive regulation of transcription by RNA polymerase II
Cellular component (GO): nucleus
Molecular function (GO): RNA polymerase II cis-regulatory region sequence-specific DNA binding; DNA-binding transcription factor activity, RNA polymerase II-specific; protein dimerization activity
Source: RefSeq, a predicted model, not a curated record
CAACUAUCAAAGCUAAAUCAAACAUGAAAUAAGUUAGGUUUUUAUCGUUAACUGUGCCAUCAUGAAAGUUAUUUAACCACAAACUUAUUUUUAGCAAGUUUGCAUGUUCCACUUCUGUUGUUUUCACUUUUAUCUUACCCUACCAAGUUCCAAUAGUAUACCUUCUCCAUCUACACAAUUAAACUUGAGAGAGAGAGAUCUAGAGAUAGAUGGGGAGAGGUAAGAUUGAGAUCAAGAGGAUUGAAAACUCAAGCAAUAGACAAGUUACAUAUUCAAAGAGAAAAAAUGGGAUUUUAAAGAAAGCUAAAGAAAUCACUGUUCUAUGUGAUGCUCAAGUUUCUCUUAUCAUCUUUGCUGCUUCUGGAAAAAUGCAUGACUACAUCAGCCCUUCUACCACGUUGAUUGAUAUACUUGAGAGAUACCAUAAAACAUCUGGGAAGAGGCUUUGGGAUGCCAAACAUGAGAACCUAAACAAUGAGAUUGAGAGACUCAAGAAAGAGAAUGAUGGAAUGCAAGUUGAGCUCAGGCACUUGAAGGGAGAUGAUAUUAACUCACUAAACUACAAGGAGUUGAUGAACUUAGAAGAUGCCUUAGAAAAUGGUCUCCUCACUAUCCGCCAGAAACAGAGGGAAUUAUACAGGAUGGUCAAGAGAAACGGCAAGAUAUUAGAGGAGGAGAACAGAGAACUUAAUUUUAUUCUCCAGCAGCAACAACGUAUGGAAGGUGGGAGAGAAAUGGAUAAUGAUCAUUUUGAUGAGAGUGGAAGAGAUUUCAAUUCUCAGAUGCCAUUUUCCUUUCGUGUUCAACCUAUGCAGCCAAAUCUUCAUGAAAGGAUCUAGAAAAUUCGCUGCUGCAUCCCUCUUCAACUUUGUAUCCAACCAAUUCAAGACAUCUUAAUUAAUUGGCAUUUUGAUAAUCUUGUGCAUGUCAAAACUUUUUAUAACUAUAUAUGUUGAUUUGUGAUUGUAAUAAAGAGGCUGAAUCUGGCUUUGUCAUGACGAUACAAUAUAUUCAUUCGUCUUAAAAUAUAAGUAAAAAUUGAUCAACAAAAGUUGAUGUAUUUCGUGUAAAAUUUAUACCAAAUACAUUAAUUUUUGUUGGUCCAUUGUUGCAUAUAUUUUGACAUGGAAGGAGUAUAUAUUAUGAGCUAUGGUUCAAUUUGUGCAGGAUCAAACUUCGAUAGAUUUGAUCUUGUUUAUCUAACGAGAUUCAUUACACGUUUUUCUAAUAGAGUUGAUACUAAAUUUUGUCCUAUAUAUACAAACUAUAGGACAAAUUGAAUAGAUUUGCUCUAAACGAAUAAAAAAACCACUUUUUAAAUUCAUCAAAUAAUAAAUUUGGGGCAAAAUUA